Microsporum canis CBS 113480 is the source of this 2595-nucleotide messenger RNA. RefSeq names its product mannosyl-oligosaccharide 1,2-alpha-mannosidase IC. Gene Ontology annotation, biological process: carbohydrate metabolic process; N-glycan processing. Lineage: Eukaryota; Fungi; Ascomycota; Eurotiomycetes; Onygenales; Arthrodermataceae. Gene Ontology annotation, molecular function: mannosyl-oligosaccharide 1,2-alpha-mannosidase activity; calcium ion binding. Gene Ontology annotation, cellular component: endoplasmic reticulum; Golgi membrane. The record is from RefSeq and is a predicted model, not a curated record. Bases 1 to 2595 code for a protein of 864 amino acids. The transcript has 2 exons.
AUGUUUCGCUUUCGCCGGUAUCGAGUCUACCUGAUCUUCUCUAUCAUAUCAAUCCUCGCCAUCAUCCAUUUCUCUGGACUGUCGUCGUCGUCUUCCUAUGCGCCGUCUGUUCCUGUCCUGAAGCCCGGACGGCCUCAGUCUCAGCCGGGACAACCACAGCCGCCGGCUAGAGGCGAGGAGAAGCAACAGAAGCCUAUACCACCGCCGGCACCGCCGAAACCUGAGAAUGGGCAGGGUUUACUGCCUGGUGCAAAGGCUGUUACAUCUACCGUCGUGAAUGCUGCGAAAGAAACACCACCGGCGGCCAUACCUCUGCCUUCUCCGGUAGACGACAUACCGAACAGCCAGAUCAUCGAGCCAGAAGGGAAAGGAAGACAGGAAGUCGAAGAAGAGGAGGAGGAGGAGGACAAGGGAGAAUCGAACCGUGCAAGAUGGGAAAAGCAGCCAGAACACUUCCCCGUCGCCUCGACCGAUGUUAUCCCACUGCCUACCGGCACACCGAAGAAGCUUCCCAAGAUCCAAUUCGAUUUCCCUGCCGAAUCUGCCCAGGCGAAAGAGUCUCGAGAGCAGAGGCUAACUCAGAUCAAGAGCUCGUUGAAACAUUCAUGGGACGGAUAUAGGAAGCGUGCAUGGACUCACGAUGAAGUGCGACCACAGUCUGGUGGCUUCCGGGAUCCCUUCAUGGGCUGGGGUGCUACGCUGGUCGAUUCUCUCGACACGCUUUGGAUUGCUGGCAUGAAGGAGGAGUUUGAAGAGGCUGUCCGAGCUGUUGGAAAGAUCGACUUCAAGACCAGCAAGAGGAACGAUAUCCCCUUGUUCGAAACCGUUAUUCGCUACCUUGGUGGCCUCAUUGGUGCAUACGACAUUUCAGACGGACAGUACAGGACUCUCCUUGACAAGGCUAUCGAACUGGCUGAGAUUCUGAUGGGGGCGUUUGAUACGCCAAACAGGAUGCCGGUUACCUACUACAUGUGGGCUCCUCAAUUUGCAUCGCAGAGACACCGCUCGGGCACCAGGGUUGUGCUGGCUGAACUCGGCUCUCUGUCUGUCGAGUUCACCAGACUGGCUCAGAUCACGGAGAACAACCGCUACUAUGAUGCGAUAGCCCGUAUCACAAACGCCCUUGAGAAAUGGCAACCUGAUACAAGCAUCCCUGGCCUCUGGCCUUCAUUCCUUGACGCUUCAGGGUGUAAAGAAGUCAAGAAGAACAAGAAGAACAAGAAUAAGAAACCGGUAGAGCAAAGCCCGGACUCUCCCAGGUCUAUCCCACAAGCCAACGGCCACCAAAAGCGAGACAAGUCCGAACCGGAUGGAGAGUCUUUGCUUCCAGGCGAGGAGCCAGCGAAUUACGGAGGUGGUGCCUCUCUUCCCAGCAUCAACACAGCACCUCCUUCGAAGCUAAACAUGCCUAGCAAGCCUGCUCAACACCAAGACGCUGGGUUUGACGGUGACUGCGAGGACCAAGGCCUCACGUAUCCGCCAGGGGUACUUAGUGCAACCUACACUUUAGCCAGUCUUGCAGAUUCAACGUACGAAUACCUUCCAAAGACCUAUGCGCUCCUUGGUGGCCUAAACGAGCAGUAUAAAAACAUGUACAAGCAAGCCAGGGAUGCGACUAUGAAGUAUGUUGCUUUCCGGCCAAUGCUUCCAGAUUCAAAAGAUAUCCUUUUCAUCGCCGACGUCACAACUUCUCUCAUGGAAGGUGAUGACAGCGAUUUCAGGUACAACUAUCACCCGUCCCACCUUGGCUGCUUUGUUGGCGGUAUGUUCGGGGUCGGCUCCAAGCUCUUUGGCCUUGACCAAGAUCUUGAAAUUGCGGCGAAGAUGGCUGACGCUUGUGUUUGGGCUUAUAACGCUACAACCUCGCAUAUCAUGCCUGAGGGCUUUACAGUCCUCCCAUGCAAGGAUAUCAAAGAAUGUGAGUGGAAUCAAACUGCGUACAAUCAUGCUGUUUACCCCUAUACCGUCAAUAAAUCCGGCAAAGAGUCCCUUACGGUGAGAAAGGGAGGCAAAAAAGCUGGGAUCAACCCAACUGCCACACAUAGACCGGAGGCGCUCCCAACGGCACCUUAUCCAGACAAACAGAAGAUGGGCCGACAUCAGAAGAUGCAGUCUCCCACUGGAGCCGGAGGCAUUAUUGCAAAACGAAUGGACGCAGCCGAAACACCUAUCCCUGACCGAAUCGUCGCGGAUCUGUCCAAGCCAGUUCCGGGUGGAGCAGCAGUAGCUACCUCUACCGCCAUGUCACACGCACAGCUUGCAGACAUGCAUAUCAGGGACGAGCGUAUUCCCCCCGGUAUGACGAAAAUAACCUCGUCAAAGUAUAUCCUUCGACCCGAAGCCAUCGAGUCGGUAUUCAUCAUGUACCGCAUCACAGGUGAUGAGGCCUGGCGAGAAAAGGGCUGGGACAUGUUCAAAGCCAUCGAGCGUGCCACAAAGACGCAGUUUGGUAGCUCCGCCAUAGACGAUGUCACCAGCAACGAGCCCAUUUUCCAGGACGAGAUGGAAUCCUUCUGGCUCGGUGAAACGCUGAAGUAUUUCUAUCUCCUCUUCAGCGACCCUGAUGUGGUUAGUUUAGACGACUAUGUCCUGUAA